Carcharodon carcharias (great white shark) is the source of this 3763-nucleotide messenger RNA. RefSeq lists its product as uncharacterized. The transcript has 12 exons. The coding region runs from base 655 to 2283 and encodes 542 amino acids. The record is from RefSeq and is a predicted model, not a curated record. Lineage: Eukaryota; Metazoa; Chordata; Chondrichthyes; Lamniformes; Lamnidae. Gene Ontology annotation, molecular function: ubiquitin protein ligase activity; zinc ion binding. Gene Ontology annotation, cellular component: cytoplasm; nucleoplasm. Gene Ontology annotation, biological process: positive regulation of DNA-templated transcription; protein ubiquitination; ubiquitin-dependent protein catabolic process.
UGCGAUCAAUGAUGCACUGACCAAUCGGGUCAGUGCGAGCUGUUUUCCACAUUUACACCUUCCAGCCAGUGAAAAGCCUCUUUUCAAAUUGGAAACACGUCAUCACCGCGCGAAAAACCAACCGCCGCUCCAGCCAGCCGGAAGUGGUGAAAAAAAUCUCUUCCUUCAGCCAAUGGGAGCGAAGAGCGGAAAAUGAGGGCGGUGGUAGCGGCCGGUCUGAAAGGCAGCUGGUGGCUAGCAGUGUGUCAGUGAGUUUGCGCAGGUGCCUGUCUCUGCCGGUAGUCUUGAUUUUGCGCAGGCGCCUUUUUUCGCCCGGCUGAAGUGUCCGGUGGUUUGUUUGUUCUGCUUUUGAUUAGAACUUAAAUCCAGCGCCUUAGACCGCAUGCCUUUUGUGUUGGUGUAAUUAACCGGGCAAAAGAGUGGGCGGUGUCCUGAUGUGGGCCUGGACUUGGCCGCUCGUUGAUUGACAGCUCCUGCAUUGCUGCCUCAGGGCUGUCUCAUUGCAGCUCUUCCAUCCAGGCUUAGUUACAAACUAAUCCUGAGGAUUGCAUUGGGGCCAGUUUUACUGUUAGCUACUUAUUAGCGCUCAUUGUGUUCCAACUUGACUGGAUUGCCUAUAGGUUUUUAACACUCCGUUAAAAUAAGCAAAACAACAUGGAUCAGACUUUGGAUGGACUGGAAGAAAAUGAAUCUUGCGAGGAGGCAAAAUAUCUCAGCCCUGAUCCCCUGAACAAAGGAUAUUUAUUUGAGAUGGAUUCCAGUGAGUCAGAAUUUGAAAUUCCUGAGACGCCCAGCCCUGUUUUUGCCAAGAAGAACAGUAAACCAUAUCAAGUGGAGACUACAUUCCAGGAUAGGAGAAUUACUAAUGAAGGGAGAAAGCCCAAAUCUGUUGCACAGACCAGUACCCUUCCACCAAAGAGGUGCCUUGUAAUGACAAACAAUACUGCAACUUGGACACCUGAAAAACAUGCCAAGAGGUUAGUUGUAGAAGACUGUGAAGCCUAUCCUUCCUGCUUGUUGAAGAGCCCUGUUUGUUUAAAACCAAAGCAAAAUAAAUCUUUCCCAAGUCCAAAUUCAAAAAGAGCAAACACUACCAAAGCUGCUGCUACCAAAAAAUACUUACAAUUAAAAAAAUCUCGUACAGAGUCAAAACUAUUUUCCAAGUCAAGAGAUUCCAGUGCCCCUCCUGUUAAAACAAACUACUCUGUUGCCACACAUUGUCAUUCUCCUUCAACAGUCUCCAGCUCUCACUAUUCGCCAACAAUGAAAAGAGCAAAAUCGAGUUCUGAAAGUUUGCCAGUUGCCAGCAGUUCAAAUUCACGAAGUCCUUCAAUAUUCAAGGCCAGCAAUGCAUGUUUGAAGGAGAAUGGAAGAAUAGAUUCAGCACCAACAUCCUCUGCCUUUGAAUUGUGCACAGGUGGUUUUGCAAUCACCUCUGCUUUGAAAUCUUCAGCAUCUUCUCCAAACUCCACACUGGCUAUUUUAGCAAAUGGUGCAAGUGACUGGAUUGAUCUCCUGGACGAUGAUGAAACAGCACCCUCAAGAGAACAAUGGAAAUGGGAGCCACCAAUAAUUGUGGUUGAUGAUGAUGAUGAUUCAACUGAUUCAUUUGUUCGUUUUGCGCAACUUGAAGAGGAUGAGGCAUUUGCCAGACAGCUUCAGGCACAGUUUGACAUGGAAGCUCAGCAUCAAUCUGAAAAUACAAGAUCAGCCCCUGCAGCAAGGGAAAACUCUUUCCACGAAUUUUGUGGAUUACCUGGAUGUGGCGAGCAUAGGACUUUAUUAGCUUCUUCGGACAUUGGGUAUUGUGGGAAGCCUGGAUGUAGUGCAUAUCAGCGCAGAAAUGCCAUGUUGAAUCCAGAAGUAAUUGACCCUGUUCUUCAUGGUCUGCAAAGAUUUUUUGAUGAAACAAGUGUCAGAAGAAGAAGAAGAGCCAGGAGAUGCAGCCGGCACCAGACUACUUCAUUAUAUUUGGAUGAAAGUACAAAUGAUGGUAAUGACUAUGAGGAGCUCUUGGCUUUUGAAGAAAGACAAGGUUCAGCUGUUGCACAGAGGAAACUCAGCACUACUGAAAUUAACUGUUUACCUACCAAGUUAUUUGAUCCAGAACAUGCUGCAGAAAAGACACAGUGUCACAUCUGCUUCAAUGACUAUGUACCAAGAGAAAAGUUGAGGAUCUUGCCGUGUCUUCAUGACUAUCACAGCCAGUGUAUUGACCGCUGGUUAAAGGGAAAUUCAAGUUGUCCAAUCUGCAGAGUUGAUGUGAAUCUGGAUUCAUCUUGAUGAGCAUAAUACUUAUCAAAAGAGCCACGAGUCAGUGCAAUAAAUUAUAAACUAAAAUCAAAUAGUUUUAAGGUACAUUCACCUGGGCUGUGGAUGAAAACCUGUUUACAUUUGUGUAAUAAAUGACUUCUCAGGAUUUCUGUAUUGUUUAGUGUCUUUUAGGAACUGAUCUUUGAACAUUUUCAAACAAAAGAUCAAAAUUAAAGCUGGUAUUGGAUUGUUUUUAAACAUUCACUUUUAUUUUCUAUGUCAAAGUACGUGCGUUUUGAGUAUUUUAUAACUUAAUUUUCAUUUGGAUGGGUGAUGCACUAAUUCUGAAGAGUUGUAUCUACCUUGAAGAUCAUUUUUAAUAUAACUUAGUUUGAGUUAGAUGCAUCAAUCUAAUGUAAGUAAAGUGAUUGCCUGGAAAGAUCAGUAUGUUGCACUAGGGUACUGUUUGCUUUUUAAGCAGACUAGAGUUGCAGGAGCCUCUGUCUCAUUGUCUGCUAUUAACAAAAGGGAUCUUCAAGUUGCAGUGAAAUUUAACUUCAGAAAAAAGUUAUGUAAGUCCUGACUACUAUGCAAUGGAGCUCCCAAUGCAGGAAAGGAUAGGAGUAGCAUGGAACAGUUCUGUAGGUUACUUAUGCUGAGGACAGAGUUAUUAAAAAUAAAUCCAAUAGAUCCUUGAGCAGUGCAUCUUCAGUUGCUCUGGGCGAGUUCUUCACACCUUGGUGACUAGUCUUAAGGAUCUAUGAAUGCACAGGAGUCUAUUACUUAAUCUGGGACCACCCCCAUCCUAAUGAAAAAUGCUGGUUUUUAAAGCCAGUCCCUCAAAACCAAAAAAGCUUAUCCUUAUUUACACUUUCAAAAUUGCAAGGAGAUUAUUUAAUAUAUAAUAUUUAUGUUGGGCUUGAAUGAGUCUUGGGUUUCUGUUUGCAGUUUGUGAAGCUACCAAUAUUAGAAAGGGGUGGCUUGAUAGAUAAGACAAAUGAAUCGCUGUCAUUUCCUGUAAUUUAUCAGUUGUUACCCUGACAACAUUUAAACUGAAAUAUGAAAGGGAAACUUUUAUACACCAUAGUUACAAGUUCAACAAUUUUGUGUUCUGUCCAGUUGUGAUGUUUAUUUUACCAGCCUGUAAAUCAAUCAUUAGUAUCAGCAACAAUAUAGCCACUUAAAACUAACAUCCAUCAAUGUUCAGUACCAUGCUGAACUGCGUCAGGAGGGGGAUGUAAUACUAAUUGUAGCUGCUCCAAAUGCAAGUUGCACAUCAGGUUUGCAAAUAACUUGUGUGGAUGAGGGAACAGAAGUUGAAAAUGGCUAAACUAUUUGUUUUUUGUCUUUUUUUUAUGUACCAAAGAUCAGUCAUUCUUAUCAAGCAUUAUCAUAUAGCUUGAUGUAAAUGCUUGGUAAUUGUUUUGUUUGAAUAAGUUGUGUAUAUGUCAGAACUUGUUUUGAACAUAAUGUACGGAAUAGAGUUUGAUUAAAAUGUCAAUAAAUUUUU